Molecule: messenger RNA, 3827 nt
Organism: Amblyraja radiata (thorny skate)
Lineage: Eukaryota; Metazoa; Chordata; Chondrichthyes; Rajiformes; Rajidae
Gene: hmmr
Product: hyaluronan-mediated motility receptor (RHAMM)
Exons: 22
Coding region: 105-2600 (831 amino acids)
Cellular component (GO): membrane
Molecular function (GO): hyaluronic acid binding
Source: RefSeq, a predicted model, not a curated record
AACAGACGGCGGUUGGAGAAGUGAGCAGCGGCCCUGCAUCAUCAGUAGCGGUAUCACCAUCGCCACAGCAGCGUCGCCGUCGCACCGCCCGGAGAGCCGGCACCAUGUCCUUCCCCAGGGCGCCGCUGAAACGUUUCAACGAGAGAAUGGGUUGUGCCCCUGCACCGGGCCAUUAUGACGUUAAACAGGCGGAGGGGUCCAAGGGCCCAGUAUCCUUUGAGAAAGCAAACCGAUUUCGAAAACAAAAAGAUGCAGGAGACCAAGUUGAUCUUGAUGUUGAGAAAGGACUGGUCUCACCAGCAAGCUCCAGGAAGAAUCCCAACUGUACUGCACCCGUUGGUCAAAUGGAUGCAACCUUGGCUCUAGAACACAAGAAGCAGAAAAUGUUGGAACAAGAGAUCCGGGGCCUGCUGCAACAUCGAGGGGAACAGGAUAAAAGGCUUCAGGCCCUGGAAGAAGAGCUGAAAAAGGUUGAAAGCAAACUGGCUGCAGCUGUGAGGGAGAAAUCGUCCCUGACAUCAAAUGUUGCUACCUUGGAAAGACAGCUUUCGGAGUUCCAUAAAGCCAAUGAGUUACUCAAGGCAAAGUGUUCUGAUGAUAGUAAGAAGAAGAAGAUUAAUGCUCUUUGCUUGGAAUUGAUUGAAGUGAAGAACAAGACUGAUGCCAAGGAUAAGGAGAUUAAUUACCUUCAGAUUAGUUUGGAAAGUCAAGUGAAACUCUUGCAAGCUGACCAGGAAGCUUCCAAAGCCACAGUGGCUGCAUUGCAAGAAAGAAACCGAUCAUUGGAAGAGAUGCACCAGGCAACAAAAUUCCAUAAUGAAGAUCUGGAAAAGGAAAUGGACAAGUUCCAUGCUCUAACUGAGGAAUUGCGUCAAGAGAAUACAGUCCUGCAAGAUUAUUUGGAGAAAGCCAAUGAAAAAAUUCAGGAUCUUCAACUAAAAUUGAGCUCUAACGUGAGUGAAUAUGAGAAUAAAUUACAGCUGAUGUCCACUGACAUGGAAGAAAAAUGCAUGGCUUCAACAGUCAAACAACAACAGACUGAGAAAGACCUAGGGGCCAUGCAGGAUCUUCUGAAGCAAUCCACAGACGACAUUGCUGAUCUUCAGGAAAAACUAACUUUAAUUGAAGAGCACAAACUGAAACUGGAGGAAGCCAAAAUUGAAACUGAACUGAAACUCUCCUGCUGUUUGGAAGAACUCAGCCAAAUAAAGAUACAGUUUGAAGGUACUAAAGAAGAAAUCAACCUGUCAGCAGAGCAGCUUGUUGAGAAGGAAAGGGAAACCAUAAACCUCCAAAACUGUCUCAAGGAGAGGGAGGCGAUUCACUGUGAGCAGAUACAAGAAAUAAAUACAAAGUGUCAGCUUCUUGAACAGGAGAAAGAAAGAGUAGAGGCAGAAUGCCGUGAGCUGGAGCAAAGUUUAACGAGAGAACUGGCUCUACUGAAGGAAAAGCUGGACAAAACGGAGCAAGAUCUGCAGCAGAAACAAGAUCUAAUUUUCUCCAUCACACAAGAAAAGGAAUUUUCCGUUUCCAUCCAUGAGCAACUUUAUGCCAUCCAUGGGGAGAUGAGUAAGGAGAAACUGGUGUUGGAGGAAGAGCUGGAAUGUGCAUUGGAUGAACUGGAACUGUUGCAGCUGAAGGAGGUGGAGGUAGAGAAGUUGGUUGGACAGCUGGAGGAAGAGAAUGAAAUGAAAACAAGACAGCUAGAUAAAUUGCAGGAAGAGUUGGAUGGGAAAAUUGCAGAACUGGGGAAGAUCAAUGAGAUUCACAACAAAGCGGUCAAUGAGUUACGCGAGGAACAGAGAAAAGCACUGCGGAAAUUGGGAGAUGUUGAAGCACAAUUUGAAAGUUACAGACUUUCUGUAACUGUGGAGCUGAAAUCUCGACAGGAGAGUAACACAACAUUGGCCAAGGAGCUUGCGGAGUUCCAGAACCAGAUCAAGGAACAGCAGCAGCAGCUGGCAGAGAGUCAACUCUCUAAAGACAAGGCAAAAGAGGAAUAUGCAAGAAUGCUGCUGGAAGUACAGAUGAAGUUGGCUCAGAAGAAACCUGAACUUAAAAAGUUGGAGGAAACUUACAACCUGAAAGUAAAUGAGUUGGAAAGAAAGCUGGAACAGGCUCUGGCAUUCCAAGUCGAGAAACAAAGGGGUGUAGCUGUGGAGGAGCAUGUUCUUGCAGAACUAAAAGCUGAAGUACAGAAGUGGCAAGCUCUUUAUGAAGAAUUACACAACAAGGUCAAACCUUUCCAGGACCAACUGGACUCGUUUGAAAGGGAGAAGAAUGCCGUCCUGAGUGAGCAUGGGGCAACCCAGGAAGAGCUGAAUAACCUGAGCACAGAUUAUGCCAAGCUGCUGGGCCAUCAAAACCAGAAACAAAAGAUAAAGCACGUGAUGAAGCUGAAGCAGGAGAACGCGCAGCUAAAACAGGAGAUGACUAAAUUACGAAGCCAACUAUCCAGGGAGAAGGCUGAGAAGAAAAACCAAGAACCGCAUGGCCAGAGCAUCAAGGGCUUCGAUCCAGCUAAAGCUUUCAAACAUACUGCAAAGGAAAAUGUGGUUCCAACCACGCCACUGAGAGAAGGGAACAUAAAUGUACAUUGAACACUGCACAUCUGAUGACCCGAGGUCUGAUUCCAAGUAUUCAGGCUGAGGAUUCAAGUGGACUGAGAUGCUGGUAAUGGCUUGUGUUGAAGGAGACCACAAAUGGAUCAUUAUGCACCACAGGAAAAGAUUUGCUCCGCAGAUUUAUUUUUCCAUACGAGUUGAGCCUUGAAUUUUAACUACAUAUUUAGUUAUAAACUCCCUUUGGAUUACAUUAAUUCAGAAUUAACUUUAUUAUUAUAAUAAUCGUACUCUGGUUUGCAAAAGACCGAAUGUAGGUGUGAUGUAUUGUAAAUAUUUCUGUAGGGUUUCUGGUCAGUUGUCAAUUAACGUCUGGGGGAAAAUGGUUCUGGUUUUGCAAAUAUUUCUAAGGAAUUACUUGCAAAAUACUGUUGACAAAGAUAGCAGGUGAUUUAAAAUUUAGAAGUUAUUUCUAUAGUCUCUCAUGGUUCAUAAGUACUUGUACAAAGGAUUCAUCUAAAUAAUUUAAUGCUAAGCUGGAUUGGGGUUGAAUCCUAAAUUGUAAACCUAACCAUUUAGCAGUUCUGAGAUGGUGUGGUAAAUGCCUCAUUUCUUCAGAACAGCCAAGUGAAUAUCAUUGAUGCACAGACUGAGACAUCCAGUCUAUGUGCACACUUCACCUAUUGAAGUCCAAGAUCUGUACUCAACUGUCGGCAAGAUGUUGGUCCUUUCGCAAUCCUAUAUUGUGUGAGGAAAACCUUUGUGUUGAGGCUUGGAGUGGGUACUUGUGUGAAGCGCUUGCUCUUGUAUGUUAUUCUCAAUCAUGUUCAAGUAUCAACAUUUUCAAGAAAGCCCCUCUGGAUUUUUGUUCAGUGGGUAAUUCUUGAUUCAAUACAGCCAUCUUCAUGCUCAUACCUAGUCAUGGUUUACAGUGUAAUCCUACAUCAAAGUCUGUGUGCAUGCACAUGCUUCUUGUGUAUAGCUUGGAAUGUGAGGUUCAAUUUAUCGGAAAUGUUCACUCUUUUGAUGAUUUACUGUGAAUAUGUAACAUGUAACAUUACUAUGUGCCAGUAAUCAGAAUGAUACCCUUUACAAAAAGGUAGUUUAAUUGAAGGUUCCUGCUGGACAUUUUCUCCGUGGAUAUAUAUACGUUUCUUUACAAGAAUUACUUCAAAACCUUGUAAUACUAAUAAAAUUAAUUAGCAACACUGAUGACUUAAAUCAAGGCUUGAAACAUGAAUAAAGAUGCUUUUAUGUGUGUUAAAA